CUUUUAUUUAUUUUUUUAUAUGUAAAAUGAUUUAAGAUUUAAAAAGCUAAAAGUUUGAAAAUGCGUGUCGGUGGUUAAUGGCGUGCGAUCUCUUAGUCUCUAUUAUUUCUCGCAAACAAUGUCCUCCAUACACAGUUAAGUUCAAAGUGAGAAGGUAAAGACUAGAGUUUGUAAUGUUGUAAAGUAAAGUAAAGGCAUUAAAAGUUUGCUAACAAGAAACAGUUGAAGGUUGGACUAAAGCAAAAAUUAAGAAGCAAUAUUUCAGAAAAUAGAAAAUUUUAUCACCAGAACUUACCAUGAAAGGAACACUAGGUAGAUCAUUGCCCUCAACAUCCAAGCAAGAAUGCAAUGCAUGCAAAAAUGUCCAGGUCUACAUAGAGAUAGGGCACAAAGCUUGGCUUCGAAGUCCCGAAAACCAGGAACCUGGGAAGACACAUGACUGGGUGCUGUUUGUUUGUGGGAAGGACAACCAGGAAUGCAAUUACGUUGACAAGGUAGGCUUCCGACUUCAUGAAACCUUCGAAAAUCCGGACAGAGUUGUGAAUGAGCCACCAUUUGAAAUUCGUGAAUCUGGUUAUGGCAGUUUCUUAGCGACGGUUAUUGUGCAUUUCAAAGUGAGAGAGGCUCCCGAACUGCAUGUGGCGAGUUACUACUACGACUUGACCUUGCCCGCUGAAGGCCAAUCACCGAUUGGACUCUCGAGAUGUGAGAAGGUUACAUUCAAAUCAGUGUCCAUGGAUUUUGUUGAGUUGGUACUCAGUGGAGGCGGGAUCAUUGUGUCUGAUGAGGUUGCUGAUGAUGCCCUGGAAAACCAGCAGCCGGCACUCCCUUAUUAUCAAGAAAACCAAAUAAUUCCAUUCGAAUCUUUUCUGCCAAAUUUCCCAGAAACAACAGCCACCAAAAACAAAAAAUCUAAAAAGCAGAACAAAAGCAACAACUGCACACCAACUUCUGAUCAAAUAGCUAUAGAAAAAAGACAACUAGAGAAAAAUUUAUUCAGUCAAGACAUUGUGAAAAAAAGUAAAUCCGAUUCUAAACCGCAUAAGUCUGCAAUAACAUCUGAUCACAGUAAGCACUCCUCCGAGUCAAAAGUGAAGAAGAAAUUUGAAUCAUCGAAUUUCAGAUCUAGCAACAGUCCGUCACAUGUGUCUGCAUUAGAUUAUUCACCUCCUACUGUUAAACAGCAGUCAAAAAAAAACAAAGAAAAGACAGCAAGUGGACCCACUGGUAAGGCGAGUUUUCAAUCAUAUCAUAAAUCAAGCAGCGUAUUAAAAAAUUCCAGCUCAAAAAGAAAUGAGGAAACACCAAAGAAAGAUAAUAAACACAAAUCAGAUUUGCCCAGCAAUAAAUCGUUUGGUUUGUCGACCUGCAAAGGAAGUGCAAUCGACAAAUUUCAGAGCAGCUCCAAUGAUGAAAGUGAUGAACAGACUGCAGAAAAUGUGCAGACAAGUUAUAAAAAGUCUUCUCUGGACAAAAAAAAAUUUUUGAAAAAGCAAAUAGGCAGCAAAUCCAUCGCAACCAAGCCAGUAUCUCACCUCGAAAGUGCUCAUCUCGAUUCUGACGCCAAAGAGUCAUCAUCAAAAAGUAAAAGAUCCUCUAAUGAAUCAUCUGCAUCUUCUGGACCUGUCGACCACUCAAUAAUUUACCAGUCUCCUAGAUAUUCACCCCAGUCUGACACUUCACAUUUCUCUGCAUUAGGGGAUGUUCAAUACGUUUCAUACAUGGGCGAGACUACUAGCGGAUUACCCCCUCAAGAACUCAUGGAGAUACAGGAUAGAAUCAUGAAUCUGAAAGAUGAUGAGGAAGAGGGAAUGAUUUAUCUAAACAUUUUCAGAGUUUUCUGCAACAGAAAGGAUUUCAGUGAAGAUGAAGACAUAGAAUUUGACUUAACAAAGUGUGACCUUAGAUCCAUCAAUCAAAUCAAGCGAUUACUCGGCAUGUAGAAAUCGCUCAUUCUACUCAAUUUAGAGAUUUGGUUUCACGCAAAAUAUACAAACGCCCGAUUACUUUUGCCACUAUCAGUCAACAUUCAUGAUAAGAAAAUAUUUUAAAUUAAUU
This is a messenger RNA of Helobdella robusta, 2058 nucleotides long. RefSeq lists its product as hypothetical. Gene Ontology annotation, cellular component: super elongation complex. The transcript is spliced from 7 exons. Lineage: Eukaryota; Metazoa; Annelida; Clitellata; Rhynchobdellida; Glossiphoniidae. The record is from RefSeq and is a predicted model, not a curated record. Bases 297 to 1943 code for a protein of 548 amino acids. Gene Ontology annotation, biological process: regulation of DNA-templated transcription.